AUGGGUGCAACACCUACAUUACUGUUGGAAGGUUUAUGUGAUUAUGCGGAGACUAAUGAUUUGAAACAAUUGACAUCACAUCAUUUACAUUUGGAAGGAACAACUAAAUGGACUCAACCUAAUUUCAAAGAUCGCAUUCGAUCAAAUUCUUUAUUUACUGGCUCAAAUUUAAGGGAAGCAGUUAAUGAAGGUCUAGCCGAUUUCAUUUCAGUGUUUCUACAUGAAGUGCCUUUGCUUUUCCGAAGUGGAGCAGUUAAACUCAACACUGUUUUGCUAACCGUAAUAUCUCCGCCAGAUGAUUCUGGCUACUGUACCUUAGUACCAAUAUUAAACUCUCUGUCAAUUAUUUUAAUUUCAGCAAUAUCAAAUAAAAACAUGCCACGCACAUUUGGUGAUUCAAUUAUUCAUCAUAAUGAUAUUGAUAUUGUUAUUGAAAUGGAUUAUUCUUUAUAUAAAAGAAAAAAUACAGAAGCCGGAUCACUUCAAGAAAAAAAAAUUGGUGAAAUUAUCGCAAGUAAUCUUGUAGACAAUGGCGCUACAUUACAGACUGGCAUUGGCGCAAUUUCGGAUGCUACUUUAGCUUCUUUAGUUAAUCAUAAAGAUCUCGGGAUAAAGACACCGAAAUGCUUUCAGAUGGAACCAUAUUUCCAGGAAAAGUUAGUUAUUGUGACUUCAUUCAUUUACGGUUCUGACAAACUUUAUCACUUCGUGGAUGGCAAUCUCGAUAUAUUAUGCGGUGAUGAGGCUUGGGUAAACGACCCAAUAACAAUACGGAUGAUGCCGAAAAUGACCGCUAUCAAUUCGGCUGUUGAAAUUGAUUUAAUUGCCAAGGUAAUAAGGAUGUUUCCUAUAAUUGCAAUUACAUCCACAAUUAGAAAAGGUCAAAGCAAGAUCGUACCAUACAUUAAUGAAGGAGCAGGAGUUGUGACAUCACGAGCUCACGUACAUUACGUGGUCACUGAAUACGGUAUAGCUCAAUUAUGGGGUAAAAAUAUGCGACAACGGGCAUAUGAACUGAUAAGGAUUUCACAUCCAAGUCAACGGGAGAAACUGGAAAAAGCAGCGUUCGAAAGAAUGAAAGUAAUGCCAUCAUUGGAUUAA
This is a messenger RNA of Brugia malayi, 1101 nucleotides long. RefSeq lists its product as uncharacterized. The record is from RefSeq and is a predicted model, not a curated record. Gene Ontology annotation, cellular component: mitochondrion. The transcript is spliced from 10 exons. Gene Ontology annotation, biological process: acetate metabolic process. Gene Ontology annotation, molecular function: acetate CoA-transferase activity. The coding region runs from base 1 to 1101 and encodes 366 amino acids. Lineage: Eukaryota; Metazoa; Nematoda; Chromadorea; Rhabditida; Onchocercidae.